AUGCCUUUUGCUGAAGUACCAGUGGUGGUCCUUGCCCCUUCGGCACAAGUGGAUGAGCCUGCAGCUAUCCGCAUCAAGGACGUAACCAAGACUGGCUUCCAAGCAGUUGUUGCGAAGCCCACCGGCAGCAGCGUUGCCGGCGCAUCUAUGACGGUCUCCUUCGUUGCGGUGGUCCCGGGAGUCCGUCAGCUCCCAGGCAGCGGCUUGUGGCUUGAAGCUGGUCGAGUCUCCACUGCCAAGCUUGCGGCUUCAACGAAGUGUAGGCCCUCGAGCGGUCUGUCGACUUCAUGGCAAAAAGUGGACUUCCAGAACCAGUUCGUAGAAAAACCAGCCUUCCUGACUACUAUCCAGACAGUGAACAAUGAAGUUGGCCUUCCGUCAGCAAAUUCAGAGCCAUGGUUUACAGUGGGUGUCAAUUCUGUGAACCCUGCUGACGCCUGGGUAUCGCUGGAGAUGGCUGAGACUUCGGAGCAUGGAGGCUCCGCUGUGACCCAGGACGAGGAGGUUGGAUGGCUCGCUAUCCAGCAAGGCCAAGCCGUCCAAUGCGCUUCUGUCUACUCCACCAGAAGCGUGAAGGGCUGGGAUAAUGGCCCCGUCACUGUAUCCUUCGGUGCUGAUAUGGGUGGAAAUCCCUUUGUAGUUGCCAGUCAGUCGAAGAGGUUUGGAGGUGAUGGAGGAUGGGUCCGUGUCACGAGCACCUCGUCCACAUCGGCUCAAGUGGUGAUCGAUGAGGAUGUCAAUUGCGACACCGAGAGGAAGCACACCAGCGAGGAAGUGAGCGUAUUGGCCUUCUCUAGCAGCUGCAUCCUUCAGUGA
This is a messenger RNA of Symbiodinium pilosum, 816 nucleotides long. NCBI's taxonomy places the organism in Eukaryota, Dinophyceae, Suessiales, Symbiodiniaceae. The record is from the annotation of a GenBank genome assembly.